UACCGUUUCUCGAGUGUUACAAUGAAUCGCUUCGGUGUAAUAGCUGCAGUGGCUGGCGUAGCUUGUCUUCCGGUCGUAUACAGUAAGUUUCGAAGGUAUUUUGCCGGCGGUGUUUGUACAAGCGAAGCAAGAAUGGAAGGCAAGACUGUCCUAAUCACUGGAACCAAUGCUGGCAUUGGGAAGGAAACCGCGAUAGAUUUAGCGAAGCGGGGUGCUCGUGUAAUCCUGGCAUGUCGUGAUUUAAAGAAAGGAGAAGAUGCCUUAAAUGAUGUUGCGAAACAGUCUGGCAGCUCUAAUUUAGUUCUGAAACAUCUUGACCUUUCGUCCCUCGCGUCUGUUCGUAGAUUCGCUGAAGAUAUCAACGAUACCGAGCCGGCGUUACAUGUAUUGAUCAACAAUGCCGGAGUGAUGGUUCCACCUGAGCUUCAGAAGACACAAGAUGGCUUUGAGAUUCAGAUCGGAGUGAACCACUUCGGACACUUCUUACUAACCAAUUUACUACUUGAUUUAAUAAAAUCCUCACAACCUUCUCGCAUCGUCGUGGUGUCGUCUGAGGCGCAUAGAUUGUCAUCAUCAUUCAACUUCGAUAAUAUAAACAGUGAGAUAUAUUACAAAAAGUGGAAUGCAUAUGGACAAAGUAAACUGGCGAAUGUAUUGUUCACAAGAGAGUUGGCAAAACGUUUGGAGGGCACAGGUGUAACAGCUAAUGCACUUCAUCCCGGUGCUGUGAGGACUGAGCUUGGUCGUAAUUUAGGUACAAUCGAGCGAAUUGCAUCGCAAAUUUUGUUUUCUUUGUUUCUAAAAACCCCGGAAGAAGGUGCCCAGACUAAUAUUUAUUUGGCAGUGUCUGAGGAUGUGGAAGGUGUUACUGGCUUGUAUUUUGCUGAUUGUAAAGUCAGGGAGCCAUCGCGGGGAGCUCAAGAUGACGAAGCAGCCAGAAAAUUGUGGCAUAUCAGCACCAAGGCUGUAGGCCUGAAUUGAAUGAAACCUUUUAUGUUGGCGAGUUUUUUAAGUGUAGUAUGUGUGUAGUGUG
Molecule: messenger RNA, 1033 nt
Organism: Dendronephthya gigantea
Lineage: Eukaryota; Metazoa; Cnidaria; Anthozoa; Malacalcyonacea; Nephtheidae
Product: retinol dehydrogenase 14-like
Exons: 1
Coding region: 22-981 (319 amino acids)
Source: RefSeq, a predicted model, not a curated record